Messenger RNA from Drosophila elegans, 2312 nucleotides. RefSeq names its product glucose dehydrogenase [FAD, quinone]. NCBI's taxonomy places the organism in Eukaryota, Metazoa, Arthropoda, Insecta, Diptera, Drosophilidae. The coding region runs from base 164 to 2032 and encodes 622 amino acids. The transcript has a single exon. The record is from RefSeq and is a predicted model, not a curated record. Gene Ontology annotation, molecular function: flavin adenine dinucleotide binding; oxidoreductase activity, acting on CH-OH group of donors.
UCAGCAUUUCUAGUUACGAGUCCGAUUGGGCAACACACGCUCACCUCGCGAUCGCGUCGAAAGAACCCCAGCGCGUUCUCGUCCAUACCUUCUGGACGUACAAAUAUAAUAUAACAUUUUCUUUUUUUUUUGUUGGUGAAACAAGAAGUGAAGCAAAAGCCCAAUGAUGGCAGGCAAAUCGCUGAUAUUCGUGGGCCUAUGCCUAUGGCUGAUAUUAAUGGUUCGACGAACCUCUGCGCAGGAUAGCAAUAAUGUUUUGCUGGAGACGAUCAACUUUUUGCGACGCGGCCAGGCGGACGUGGAGCUGGAGAACUAUGACAACAAUCUAGUGCUGGACAGCGAGUACGAUUUCAUAGUGGUUGGAGCCGGGACAGCGGGCUGUGCCCUGGCCGCCCGCCUCUCGGAGAAUCCCCAAUGGCGAGUGCUGCUCCUCGAGGCCGGCGGUCCCGAGCGAUUGGUCAUGGAUGUGCCCAUAGUGGCGCACUUCCUGCAGCUCGGCGAGAUGAACUGGAAGUACAGGACGCAGCCCUCGGAUCAUGCCUGCCUGGCCAUGAACGGGAAUCGCUGCAAUUGGCCCAGGGGCAAGGUGAUGGGCGGCAGUUCGGUCCUCAACUACAUGAUGUACACGCGGGGCAAUCGCAGGGACUACGAUCGCUGGGAGGCACUGGGCAAUCCGGGCUGGAGCUUCAAGGACGUGCUGCCGUACUUCAAGAAGUACGAGGGCAGCAGUGUGCCCGACGCCGAGGAGGACUAUGUGGGCCGCAAUGGACCGGUGAAGGUCAGCUAUGUGAACUGGCGCUCCAAAAUCUCCGAGGCCUUUGUGGAGGCCGCCCAGCAGGAUGGCCUCAAGUACCGCGACUACAAUGGACGCAUUCAGAAUGGCGUGGCCUUCCUGCACACCACCACCCGGAAUUCCACGCGCUGGAGCUCCAAUCGUGCCUAUCUCUAUCCGCUGAAGGGUAAGCGCAGCAAUCUGCAUGUGAAGAAGAACGCCCUGGUCACCAAGGUGCUCAUCGAUCCGCAAACCAAGACGGCCUACGGCAUAAUGGUGCAAACGGAGGGCAAAAUGCAGAAGAUCCUGGCCAGAAGGGAGGUGAUUGUCUCGGCGGGCGCCAUCAAUACACCCCAAUUGCUGAUGCUGUCGGGCGUGGGCCCAGCCAAGCAUCUGCGCGAAGUGGGCAUCAAGCCGCUGGCCGAUCUGGCCGUGGGCUAUAACCUACAGGAUCACACAGCGCCGGCGGUCACCUUCACCACCAAUGCUACGUCGCUGAAGUUCGAGGACUUUGCCGAUCCCACACUGGUGAACCGAUUCAAUCGCAUGGAGGGACCGUAUGGCUCGCCGGGCGGCUGUGAGGCCAUUGCCUUCUGGGAUCUGGAUCAUGAACGGGAUGAGGAUGGCUGGCCCGACAUUGAGCUCUUCCUGGUGGGCGGUUCCAUGUCCUCCAAUCCGGCCAUCUCACGUGCCUUUGGGCUGAAGAAGUCCAUCUACGACUCGCUGUUCGCCGAGAUUGAGGACAAGUCACUGAACGCCUUCAUGAUCUUUCCCAUGAUCUUGCGGCCCAAGAGUCGUGGUCGCAUCAUGCUGAAGAGCAGCGAUCCCUUCAAGUAUCCGCUGAUCCAUGCCAACUACUUUGCCCAUCCCUACGACGUGGACAUCUCGGUGCGGGGCCUGCUGAAGGCCAUCAGUCUGAUGGACCAGCGGGGUAUGCAGGCCAUCGAUGCCAAGUUGUGGGAGAAGAAGAUCCCCACGUGCAAGCAGCAUGCCUACAAGAGUUGGGCCUACUGGGCCUGCUAUGUGAGGCACUUCACCUUCACCAUCUACCACUAUUCGGGCACGGCCAAAAUGGGCCCCAAAUCGGACCGGGCUGCGGUGGUGGAUGCCCGCCUGCGGGUCCAUGGCAUCCGGAAUCUGCGAGUGGCCGAUGCCAGCAUCAUGCCGGAAAUCAUGUCCGGACAUCCCAAUGGACCCGUUUUCAUGAUCGCCGAGAAGGCGGCCGAUAUGAUCAAGCAGGAUCAUGGUUUCAUCCAAUAAACAAGCCUCAAUCCAAAGUUCAAUUCCACAAUCAGGUGUAAGCCCCAUUUACACUGGCCAUCAUGUUGUUGAACCCCCACCCAUCGUCUCAAAUUCAUCUCAAAUCACUGGCUAGUGUGAAAUGGGGCUUAAGUUCUUUAGUUAGGGCUGGUCAGCAUUCUAAAAUUGUUUGUUAUUAUCUGUAAUUCUCUCUUGCCUGAACUGAUUCUAGUUUAAGUUUAGAAAUGUAAGCCACAUAUGCAUUAAUAAAUUCAAAUAAGUUUUGUAUGUACUAUAAAAA